UGACUCAGAGUGCUCUCCAGCAGCCAGCGGCCGACAAACGGCGAACGGAAGCGUCUAAACUGCUUCCCGUUGGAUGUUUAUGUAGAAAAGAGACACUUUCUGAAACAAUCUUAAUCGUUUUUGUUACUUAUUGAGUUAUGGACAUCCUCAAAGCAGAGAUCGCGAGGAAAAGAAAACACAUAGAGGAGAAAGAGCUGGUCGAUGACUCAAAGAAAUACUUUAAACGGGCUGACCUCGCGCGUAAGGAAGAGGAGGAGUAUUACAGGAGAUGUGGAUACAAGCUGCCACGGACCCCCGAAUAUGAACGUCCUAAAAUUUUAAAGGCAACUACAACUAUAUUUUCAUGUAUAAAGACCCAAUUGAUGCACUCUGUGUACACGCAGGCAAAUGAUGCUUAUCUGCAAAUGGCUAUAGGAAAUGCUCCAUGGCCCAUCGGUGUGACUAUGGUGGGUAUCCACGCUCGUACUGGACGUGAGAAGAUCUUCUCCAAACACGUCGCCCAUGUGCUCAACGACGAGACCCAGAGGAAGUACAUUCAGGGGCUGAAGAGAUUGAUGACAAUCUGUCAGAAACAUUUCCCAACGGAUCCCUCAAAGUGUGUGGAGUACAACGCUCUGUGACGUACUAAUCACAGCAUUCAAAGUCAUGUCCUGUCAUAUUGAAUAAUGUAUGGCUGUCAAUCAUUCUCUCAUGUUGUAAAUAAAUGAUUUACUGUAA
Messenger RNA from Sinocyclocheilus grahami, 717 nucleotides. RefSeq names its product pre-mRNA-splicing factor 18-like. NCBI's taxonomy places the organism in Eukaryota, Metazoa, Chordata, Actinopteri, Cypriniformes, Cyprinidae. The record is from RefSeq and is a predicted model, not a curated record. Bases 138 to 620 code for a protein of 160 amino acids. Gene Ontology annotation, biological process: generation of catalytic spliceosome for second transesterification step; RNA splicing. The transcript has 5 exons. Gene Ontology annotation, cellular component: U4/U6 x U5 tri-snRNP complex; U2-type post-spliceosomal complex; U5 snRNP.